Molecule: messenger RNA, 732 nt
Organism: Magnolia sinica
Lineage: Eukaryota; Viridiplantae; Streptophyta; Magnoliopsida; Magnoliales; Magnoliaceae
Exons: 4
Coding region: 71-610 (179 amino acids)
Source: RefSeq, a predicted model, not a curated record
AAACGAAAAAAAAAGAAGAAAAAGGAAUAAAAAUCUAAAAUAAAAGAGCCCCAAGAAAAAAUCAAGAACAAUGGAAGAAAAUGGAGGGUCUCAGCCCAUCAUGCCCAUACUCCCUAGAUUAGACCGUCUAGAUUCUCUCAUGAAAUGUUUAGAAGGGAAAUACAAUUUAUCGAAAUGGUGCGAUAAUCCAAUCUGGGCUGUAGAGAAUCGAUGCAGGCCGUUGGAUUUGGCGGUAAAAGAAGUCUACACCAAAGGGUCGGUGUUGGAUCGAAUUGCUUCACUAGAAAAUCGAUUCCUUCAGCUAAGCCUAGAGAUUGAAGCAAGCUGCUCAGCUCAAAGGCAUGGAUAUGAAGGCCAGCAAGGUGGUUUGAUGUCCUUUCACAACUUUGAUGGAGAAGAUCUCACACAUGGAGAGGAUGAUCAAAGGCGCUUUCAUGAAAUUCAUCUUAAUAUGCCUGACUUGAAGGGGAAGUACAAAGAGGAGAAGAUAAGGGUGAAGUGUUCGACUAAGCUAAAGUAUCUUCUCUCAGGAAGGAGGGAUGGCGAUGGCUGUAGAAAUGAUAAAAGGAGGUCUCUCAAGUGGCAGUGCAAGAGAUGGCUUGGCUGCUAGUAUUUCCCUCUUUGACAUUUCCAUGUUCUGUUUCUAUAUAUACUAAUAUGUAAAGAGAAAUGCCAUUUGUUAGAAACAUCCAUGGAUAUUUCUCGUAACAAAAUCGACAUUAUUUACCUUCA